GUGGCUAUACGGAACACGCCAGUGGGAAAAGAUAACGAAAUGGACGAAAUAAUCUACCAAAGCAAUAAUCAAAAUUCUGUAUAUGUGCUUAAUUCCAACUAUAGAUCAUAUGGGGACUAUGAGUUUCUCAAAUUAAUUGACCCUAAUGACAUGAACAAUAAAAAUAUGCCAAAUUACAAAAACUCAUCGGCUGCGAGAUCCGGUUCUCGUUGUUGUUCCGCCGGUGCGCACAUAAUGCAACAUAAAUUGCAUAAUUUGGGGAAAUUUUGCGAAGUUACGGAAAUAAUCGGAAAUGCUGUCACAUCCCCGCCUUCGUUGUUGGCAGCAGCCUUGUCAACUACAUCCACAACACCGCCAACAUCGAGAUGCUUGCCACCGGCACCUGCAUUUCAAAACUUCUUCAACUGCAGCUUUGCGGCAAAUGCCACUGGCGGUACCAGUGCCAACGCAACGCACGAUGAUGGUAGCACUGGUGGAGGUGUGGAUGCCAUUAAAAUCAAACCCAACAACAGUAAUAAGAAAAAGUGUGCCAAUGUCAAGCCAUCCCUUAUGGAGAAGAAAACUAAAUUUAGAAAGUUCAUCGAAGAAGAAAAAUGGAGAACGUGUGAUACGAGUAUUGGGGAAAAUGUGCACCAACGAAGCACCAGCAACAAUGACCGUGUCGGAUGCACCGGUUCGGUAACACCCACUGAAUUUCGGACCAACUCAUACAUGAAGGAAUCAAAUGCUGCUGACUCAACAACGCUAACCACUUCAAUGGCCGCAAAGGCAACCUGUGCGUCGUUGAACAACAUCGUUAAACAUUAUUGGAACGACAAAAUGGAUGCGAAUGCUACAGGCGAGAGCAAGCGACACCAGCAUCGAAAGCAGUCGAACAAUUGGAGUGGAAGUAGUGAUAGCAACAAUCAACAUCGACAAAAGUUGGAAGUGCUGAAAUCGUCACGACAACAAAAAAGCAAUUACGAGCUAUAUAAAGAAGCCUCCGAACUGCUCGGGUUGUCUUGCACACUUUGUGAUAACUGUCGAUGCCUCGAAUGCCAGAGCAGUUACUUCGAGUGCGAUGACUCUGAUAGUUUUUCGGAACUAUCCAACUCCGAUGGAUUUGAUGAGGAUAUAAUGGGCGCCCUAAACAAUUCUGUAGACCUGGUAAUGUAUACCAAU
Rhagoletis zephyria (snowberry fruit fly) is the source of this 1161-nucleotide messenger RNA. RefSeq lists its product as uncharacterized. NCBI's taxonomy places the organism in Eukaryota, Metazoa, Arthropoda, Insecta, Diptera, Tephritidae. The record is from RefSeq and is a predicted model, not a curated record.